UUUUUUAACAGAAUACUUCUUCUCUCUUCAGGGGCCUUUUUUCACCCAACGAGGGGAGGCCACCAGACCGAGGUGCUGCUGAAACCCCUGGCUGAUCCCUCAGGAGCAUGAGUCAUGACCUCAGUGGUGCUGGUCGACACUGGUGGGACAGUGGUGGAGUAUGUCACGGCUGAAGAGGACCCCCAGCAGGAGGCAGAAUGUGAGGCAGAGAUGGAGCUUGAGGGAGAGGUAGAAGGCGAGUGUGAAGCAGAGGCUGCCUAUGAAGAAGUACAGGAAAUAGACGAGGCUGAGGAUUACCCUGCAGUCAUAGUAGAGGAGGUACCUGGAGCCAGCCUGGCCGAGGAGCAUUACUCAGGUCAGGUGGUGGUAUAUCAAGACGAGGCCUACCUGAUGCAGGAAGUGGGCGAUGAGCAGGAAGUGGAGACAGAAGGAGAGGCAGUGGAGGCUUCUGUCCAUGGCACCAGUGUGCACUGCUCUGACAAGACCUUUGAGGCUGCAGAGGCUCUGCUACGAAUGGAUUCACCUUCCAGCCACAGGGAAGACAGAAGUCCAGAAGCAUUUAUUCCACCAUGUAUAGUGACACCAGAUUUUCUCCACGCUGCCAUGCGUCCGGACAUGAUUGCAGAGACGGAGGUAGAGAUAUCAACAGAGGAGUGCUGCGAGGAGGAAGAUGAGGAGAUGGUCACCCUCCUCGAGGAGCCAGACCACGGCCACGAGCCUGUCAGGAAAAGAAGAGCUGGACGGAAACCGAAGACACAUCAGUCAUCUGUUUCCAACGGCUCACCAGACCUCGGCAUCAAAAAGAAACCAAGAGAAGGGAAAGCAGGGAGCACCACCUACCUGUGGGAGUUCCUGCUGGACCUACUUCAGGACAAGAACACCUGUCCCAGGUACAUCAAGUGGACCCAGAGAGAGAAGGGCAUCUUUAAACUGGUCGACUCAAAAGCUGUGUCCAAGCUGUGGGGCAAACACAAGAACAAGCCUGACAUGAACUAUGAGACUAUGGGGAGGGCGCUCAGAUAUUACUACCAGCGUGGCAUCCUGGCCAAGGUAGAGGGCCAGCGGCUGGUUUACCAGUUCAAAGAGAUGCCCAAAAACAUCGUCAUCAUCGACGACGAUAAGGCAGACCUGCCCACCCCCGACGAUCUGAUCACUUCAGAGACUACUGCGUCCUUUGAGCGUGUGAUGCCCUCACCAGACAUGCUAAUGUCCUCCAAGAAGCCCAACAUCCUGCGAGGUGGGAACAGGGCCAACGUGGUCCAAGCUUCUGUCGCCACAGUCGGCAAGACAGCAGCAGGGGGCGGUGCAGCGGUGGCAGCAGGGGUACAAAGGAUUGUGACUGUUUCAGCAGCAUCUGAUGGGGGUCAGACUCAGCAGUCUCAAACAGCUAUCAUUAGUAACGCCUCUGGGCCUAGGACUGUGCGGGUAGCUAUGCAGGUGCCCGUAGUCAUGACAACAUCACUGGGUCAGAAGAUUUCCACUGUUGCUGUUCAGCAACCUGCAGGAACAACAGGGGCUGCUGGACACACCGCCCUCCUCACCAACACUUCUGCUCUCGGUGCUGCUGGUAACCCAAACUCCCAACAGAAGGUUGUGAUCCAGACUAUCCCCACCAUGGUUCCAGCCACAGCAGAGAAUGGAGACAAGAUCACCGUCCAGUUGGCAAAGAUCAUCACGAUUCCCGCCCACCAGUUAGCUCAUUGUCAGCUCCAGACAGGCACAAACAAAACCGGUUCCCAGGGCGGCAUCAGCCUCCUCGGGGGCCCUCUCACAGUCCGGACCCUGGCGCCUUUCAACGUCGCCCCCGGAGCACAAGUGAUGAGACUCACUGUGCCGACUCAGACGCAUCCACAGACUCUGGUGGUGUCACAGCCAGGCAGCGGGGCCGGGGUGGUGACCGUAUCAACAGCCAAUCAGACGGCAACAACACAGCAUCGGAUCAUAAGCGGAGUGAUUAACGGUUCGGAGCUGGUUCUAGGAUCAGCAGCAGCCGGAGGAGUCGUAGUGGAAAAAUUGAAGGUCCAAGCUGUGCAGGUGCCGGUGAAUAUGGCGGUCCAGCAGAACCAGUCAAACCAAAAAACUGUCCAGAAUGUCAAGUCAGAGGUCAUGGACGCUGAGGUGGUUAUCAAACUGGAAACACCUGAUGUGUGAAGAGAGACGAGACAGAGUGUUGAGCACACUCGAUCUUCAUUAACCUGCUCCUUGUCUGCCAGAGACGGUUAGUUUGUGCAUGUCAAAGGUCUUUUUUUUUCACUCUUUAAUUACCAGCAACGUCUGUGAGACUUUAAAGAUUCCCGAAGGCCUGUUUUUAGUCCUGAACCUUCCUCACAUCUUCCCUGAUGCUGCCUAAAACUGAACUGAAACGGUCUCCCUCAGGACCACACUGACACCUGAGUGUCAGAGGGGUUCAAACUAUGCUGUGCAACAAAUGAAUACAGACUAAAAAAAGGGACUUUUUGGGAAAGGGACCAACCUCGAUCACUACAUAUGCCUUCUGAAUGGAUUGCUGUCACUGACUCAAAUUUGGAAAAAAAAGGAAAGUAUCUUGAAAAUACAAAAAAAAAAGCUGAAACACUACAAAAGGAGGCGAAUAAUUACAACUGACAAUGUGAACUAUGAUUAAAGACAGUGGGGUGUGCGAUAACGCUUUUGUAGAAACCAUUUGUUAAUGACUUUGCCUCCACUGAUGUUAAAACCAGCAACUUUUUUUUUUUUUACGUAUCACUGUGUAGCUCAAGUGUGUGAGGUGCUACAUGAGUCCUGAAAGAGAGAGAGGAAAACAGAGAGAGUGAAGCUAAGAGAGGCUCUUGGUAAGGAACGAUAUGGGACAGAAAGUGGUUAUGUAUGUACAUAUAUACAUAAAUAUAUAUAUUAUCUACUAUACAGUUUAUGGAGCUCAAGUUUAACAGCCUUAGAUUUCAUUUUGACUUUCUUUUUCUUUGUAUUGUCUGAACAGUUAAGAAUUUUGUUUUGUGUUUUGAUACGUUGUACCAAGCACAGUAUUAUUAACAUAGGGGAACUAAUAUUUCUACUAUUUUUAGUUCCUCGGUCUCUGUUGGGCUGUUAAGCGCCCAUGUAGACUGAAUCUAACAGGAAACACUGCAGCACAUUGUUCUCCAGUGGAAAAUGUCUUUUUGAAUUUCAAAUUGAUUUCACAAAUGUAUCUCGACUUUUUCUUAAUUCUUUUAAUUCUGGAUUCUUUAAAAAGUUCUGCAAAUGAAAAAGGAAUGUAUGUGGACUCAGAUUGAAAUGAAGCGAUUAUUCUAAAUGUUAAAAGAGAGGCAUAGUAAGUCAAAGGUUUAUGCAAAAUGUCUGUGAGAAAUCUCAAACCACUGGAGUCCAGGUCACUUUACUGUAAACAGAGGGUCAAUAUGCCAACAUUACACUUUGUCACUUAUAUUAGGCCCCUUUAUUCAUUUUUAUCGAUAUAAAAAAGAGGGAAGAUGUUGUAGAGCUGUGUUCAGACUGAACUGUUUGUAUAUUCAACAUUUGAAGUAUAUUCUAUUUUGCUGUACUCUUGUUUCAAAGUGUAUUAGAUUUUACUGAAAUAUAAAAAAAACAUUUGAAACCUG
Messenger RNA from Labrus mixtus (cuckoo wrasse), 3572 nucleotides. Its product is annotated as ETS-related transcription factor Elf-2-like. Gene Ontology annotation, molecular function: DNA-binding transcription factor activity, RNA polymerase II-specific; sequence-specific DNA binding. Gene Ontology annotation, biological process: cell differentiation; regulation of transcription by RNA polymerase II. The record is from RefSeq and is a predicted model, not a curated record. Gene Ontology annotation, cellular component: nucleus. NCBI's taxonomy places the organism in Eukaryota, Metazoa, Chordata, Actinopteri, Labriformes, Labridae. The transcript has 9 exons. The coding region runs from base 115 to 2151 and encodes 678 amino acids.